CCGGUCACAAGCCCAUUUAAGCCCAACUUCAUUUUCCAACUUGUGAAAGAGUGGAGUUGAACGUUGUUCACUAGAAGGCACUCGGCAAUGGCAGCUUCUGCAUCAUCUUCUUCCCAAAUUUCCCCUUCUUCAGACCCCAAAAUUGACCCUUUGGAGAUUAAACAUCACGAGGUUGCGAUUGCAGAGCUUAACAGUCUACAUUCUUCUAGGCCUGUCUAUCUGAAGACUGGAAACAUAUUCUUCCGUACAACUAUCCAGAAAGCAAUCACAUCUGAGCAGCGGCAACUUGAUUUGGCUAAGAGCAAGCUGCAAAAGUUCAACAGAGAGUCAUGAUAUGCUUGAUAUCUAGUCACUCUCUUAAGCAUGGAACAUAUUUAUCUCGCAGUCUAGCUUCAAUCUGCCACUUGGGGAGUGUUUAGUUUAUUGUAAACAUUUUUAUAGAAAAUGAGUAUAAAACGUUUUCAUGGGGAAAUGAUUUUGUCCUUUUCAUUUUAUGA
Molecule: messenger RNA, 497 nt
Organism: Spinacia oleracea (spinach)
Lineage: Eukaryota; Viridiplantae; Streptophyta; Magnoliopsida; Caryophyllales; Amaranthaceae
Exons: 4
Coding region: 88-333 (81 amino acids)
Source: RefSeq, a predicted model, not a curated record